This is a messenger RNA of Lucilia sericata (common green bottle fly), 2980 nucleotides long. RefSeq lists its product as uncharacterized. The record is from RefSeq and is a predicted model, not a curated record. Bases 151 to 2865 code for a protein of 904 amino acids. Lineage: Eukaryota; Metazoa; Arthropoda; Insecta; Diptera; Calliphoridae. The transcript has 9 exons.
UAUUUUUCUAUGAUUGAUACAAUGUGAAUGGUUUUUAAACAAAAAGAAGACAAAUUAUUGUUGAUAUUUUUGUGGUCUCUGCUUUAAUGCGAAGAAAAAAAUCUUAGGCUUUUUAACAAAGUUUGACUUUAUUACACUUUCGAGCACACAAUGUCUGCUGAUAAAAAGCAAAAUAACAAAAAACUCUCUUGGAGUAAUCAGAUGACAGACUUCCUCAUAGCACAUUAUAAAGAAUAUACAUGCCUGUACGAUAAGAAUCAUGAGGAUUACAACAACCAAAUGGUAAAAUCGAAUGCCUUAAACAAUAUCCUUCAAAAAAUGCAUAAAUUUUUCCCCAAUUUGGUAUUAAGCGAUGUAGAAGAAAAAAUAAAAAUAAUGCAUGAACAACUUUCGGACGAAAUGUCUCGUAUGGAGGUGGCUGAAGCGUUAGGCAAUAAUUAUGUGCCCAAAUUAUAUUGUUAUGAACAACUCAAAUUUCUGCGUAAACACAUAACACCUUCGCAGUCGAAGAAUAAGAUAAAGGAGGAAAAUCCUUUAUUGGAAGAAGCUAUUGAUGUUCCGGAAGAAAAUUCUGAGGGAUCACAGUAUGCUGAAAUACAAAUGCCUAAACGAAUAUAUAGGAAAAAAUUUAGGUGGAGAAGAGAGGAUUUAAAGAAAUUUAUUAAAUCACUUUAUAAAUAUAACGUUUUAUAUGACUCCAGCCAUAAAGAUUAUUUAAAUCGGGAAUUAAGGUUUAUUGCUUAUAAAAAACUCCUUAAAGAAACGAGAAAACUUGAUCCAAAAAUUACAUUAAAUGAUAUUCGUGAUAAAAUGAGAUGUCUGCGUAAGCAAUAUAUGAAAGAAGUACGUUUAGUAAAAAGAGCCCAGCAAAAUGAUGAAAUAUAUGAACCAGUAUUGUGGUGUUUUGGAUUGUUGCUUAAUUUAUAUUACGAUGAAUUUGGCAUAAAAUCUUACAGUAAGCUGAUUAUUAAUGAUACGUCUGAUAACAACAGUUUUACAUCAACACAUCAAUCUGGAGAAAAAAUAACUGAUAACGAAAGUACAAUUAAUAAUGAAUUAUUUGAAUUUGAAGAAAUUCAACAGACAGAUGAUGACGACGUGGAGUUUGAUGAGGAUCAAGUAAAUUUGCCAACCAUGGAUGCGACUCAAACUAAUGGAAGCUUUAAAAAUUCAAAAAAUAAUAGUGAAGAAGUAAAUUAUAAAUGGCUUGGUGAAUUAGUAGUAUCGCAACUGGAAGAAAUAUCACAAAAUUAUCAUACGGAAUUUGCAUGGGAUGUACAACGUCUAAUACGUGAAUACAUUUCGAAAAGCAAUACGGAAGAAGAGGAAUCACCAGCAGCAUCAUCAUCUGGGAUAAAUAAUAGAAAACAAAAAAGAAGUAUUCCUAGAUACAAUGUUCAAGAGCCACCUUCAAAUGUUUCAUUUAAUAUAAGUUUUCUGUACAAACAAAUGUUUUGGAAUCGUAAAAUGCUUGAAACAUUCAUAGGACUUUAUAAAGAAAACGUAUGUCUCUACGACAUGAGCCACGAAAAUUACAAUAAUCAAACAGUAAAGAUGCACGCCUUAAAAAAUAUUGCCCAAAGGAUGAAACAAUAUCUACCCAAUUUGGAAUUAAAGGAUGUUCAAGAUAAAAUUAAAGCUAUUCGUGCUCAACUUUUAGCAGAAAUAUCGCUCAUUGAAGAGGCUGAGGCGUCCGGCAAUAAAUAUGAACCGAAUUUGUGGUGUUUUGAACAACUUGAGUUUUUGCGCGACCAUUUAACAGAGAGUUCUAAGAAAGAUAGUGAUACAAAGGAGGAGCCAGUUUUUUACGAAGAAAUUCAAAAUGAUAAUGCUGAUUAUCAAAGUGACGGUUCGGAAGUUUCACUAUAUACGGAGCUCAAUACAAAAAAGAAACGUGACAAAAUUGAAAGAAGAUUUAAAUGGGAACGAGAAAGUCUUAUACUUUUCAUUAAACAGCUGGAAAGGUAUAGAGUUUUAUACGAUCCUAAACAUAAAGACUAUUCAAAGCAACAGAUAAGGUACGCUGCAUAUAAUAAACUACUGAGAACUAUGAAAAAUCUUCAUCCAGAAAUCACUUUAACAGAAAUUCGAGGUAAAAUAAGAUGUAUUCGAAAUCAGUAUUUAAAAGAACUGCAUAGUCUAAAAAAUGCACAAAAAAGGAAUGAGCCAUAUACACCAAAAUUGUGGUGUUACGACUUGCUGGACAAUUUAUAUAGAGACGUAAAGCCAAAAACACCACGUUUUAGACGGAAUAUUGAUGAUACGAAUGAUACUAGCCAUGUAUCGGAAGAAUCAUUUAAUAUUGACAACACAGCUAAUAACGAAUUGUUGGAAUUCGAAGAAAUACAUCAAGAUAUCAUAGAAAACGAAGAGGACUAUGAAAAAGAAUCUGUCAAUAUUGAAACUAUGGAUUUCACACAAAAUAACGAUACAACUAUAGACUAUGAGUGUGUAAAUUCCUUUGAAUACAAUACGGAAGAUGUACAACCGACUAAGAAAAGAUGUCUGCCCAAAGACUAUUGUGAUAAUGUAACGGAUUUGAAUGAAAUAACUAAAUUUGAAAUAACGGAAUGUCAUAUGAAACAGGAAAAGAAUAAAAGAUCAUCCGUAAAAGUUGAUAAAGAUCCGAAAUAUGAUUGGCUUGGCGAAUUAGUUGUAUCACAAAUGGCUGAAAUAUCACGAAAAUAUCAUACCGAAUUUGCUUGGGAUGUUCAAUGUUUAAUUCGGAAGUACGUUGUGAAAAGUAAAACAGGUGAUAGCGAAACAUCUGACGACACUACUAAUAACAACCCAAAACCGAGUACAUCGCAGAAUAUUGUUCUACCACGUACUUCUAAUGUUUCAUUUAAUCUUAGUUUUGUGUAAAUGAUUUUUUACCGGAAUUGCCGUAUUUAUUAAGUUUUAUGUGUAUCUCUAAACUAGCUAUUCGUUAAAGUUAAUAUGUAUUUGAUAUAAACGGACAUUUCUAAAAGUAAAGUAA